UGCGACUAGUCGAUUGGUGUCUGCUGAAGUGUUCAACAAAAAUGGGUGGAUGCUAGCGAAUUUGUUUAGUCUGUGGGAAAUCUUCUCCUUACCCGAUUGUUUGCCAUUUCUUCCACAAUUUAACUCGUUUUCUUCGAUUGAAAAUUUUCCCUCUGAUAUGGAAGAAUGGUUACCAGAGACCCGCUAGUGGUAUUUGCUCUCCUGGUCCUUUGGAAAGGCUACUGUUUAGGUGAAAGCCUUUUCAUUCAAGAGGAAGCCGUAGAUUAUGGGGAAAAUAUUACCCUUCCUUGCUUUUUUGCUACCGAUGGAAGUAGUGGAGAUGGGAAAGGAACUCAUGAUGAUGAUGAUGUAUGGUCAAGCCAUGAAGGAGCUGUGUGGGUGAGAGAAGGACGUGAAGAUGAGCAGGUUUCUCGUAUGUCUGUUCAUCAGGAUGGAAGUCUUUCCCUCACUAAUGUGGACCGUGAUGAUUCUGGGGUCUAUCGUUGUGAGAUAAAAGAUGAAAUUCGCAUACGAAUCAAGCUUGAAGUUAGGGUUCCUCCACCAGCUUUGUCCAACGUAACCAUUGUUCCUUCUACUGUUCUGGCUCUUCUUUUAUGGGAAGUUACGGAUACUGGAGGUUAUCCAAUUUCACAUUUUUCUGCUCGAUAUCGUCUCAAAGAACCUACUUUGUUGUCUGAUCAUCAAAGUGAAGAGAAAUCUUUGCUUGACUAUACAUGGCAUUGGGUUGUGCCUGAACAAAUAAAGCCCUCUGUGCGGGAGAUUGAUGUUUACCAAUUACGCCCUAACUCAUCAUACUUAUUUGAGAUUUGGGCAUCAAAUCACCUAGGAGCUGGAGAAAUUACUCAGCUUGAAACACAUACCCAAAAUAAUGAAGCUGAGAUUGAACUUGCAAGGCACUUGUUGGAAGGAGCGGAGACAUUUGACACUCGUGUCUGGGUGGCAGCUGUGGCUGUAGUGAUGGGGACACUUGUAAUGCUAGCUUUGGGCACUUGUUAUCUCCUUUACAAGGAGUGCCACAUUCCUAACAUUAACUUAGAUGAACAUGAAAUUAUGGAGCUGGUUCCAAAUAUAAUUCUAAACCCUGGAUUUGAUGAUGAUGGAGUUGUUGAAGGUCACUAUGAAAGGGAUGAAAAUUGUAAUAAUAGGAGAGCUAUGCACAUCAACAACAUCUCAACAGCCCAACCGUACCGCAUUUGAUUGGAGGAUGGCCCAGAGAUGGAGGCAUACUUCUGAUAAAGCACAUAACUGGAAAGUAGAGCUGCCUCAGUGCUUUUGGCACAUGCAUGCAUAAUAAACACCAUCACCUUAGCUGUGAGCACCAUUGCACAUCAGGUGUCCUAGAAUACCUCAGCACCCCAGCUGCCAGACUAACACAGAAUCACAAGUGGGACCUAGUAUUAUCUGCUGUUACUUUAGAUGUGAUCAGAGGUAUAUGGAAUUCAGUGGAGUGAAAUAUGUCUUAUGCAUUCAAUUAAAGGAGCUUUCUUAUACCGGUAAUUAUGUAUGUGCAGUCAAUGCUGAAAGUAAGAAACUGCUCUUUUUUUUUUCUUCUCAGUACUUAUUGGUCAUAAAUAAUAAUAGUGAACAAUAUCAGAUGUUAAUGUUUUUAAAACAUCACAUUUCUUUUCAAUUUUACUAAUAUUCCACAACAUUCACAGUAAUUUUUAUGAUUUUUCCCUUAUUGAGCAGAGGCUUUCAGCAUUGUAAAUAUCACAUCCUCCUAUUGUAUGCUUUCGCCUGUGGGCGUCGUCAUAAUCAAAUCUUAACCCUCAAAAGACUUGCCUACAAGUAUUAAGUAACUGAAAACAUUUAGGUGAUUUGUCAUCAAAAAUAAAUAAAAUCCAGUUACAAUC
Frankliniella occidentalis (western flower thrips) is the source of this 1853-nucleotide messenger RNA. RefSeq lists its product as uncharacterized. Gene Ontology annotation, molecular function: protein binding. The record is from RefSeq and is a predicted model, not a curated record. The coding region runs from base 166 to 1197 and encodes 343 amino acids. The transcript has 7 exons. NCBI's taxonomy places the organism in Eukaryota, Metazoa, Arthropoda, Insecta, Thysanoptera, Thripidae.